AUGGCAAGAUUUCGCAGAAGAACAUGCAUCAUUUUGUUGCUGUUUAUUUUGUUUAUUUGCUCCAUAAUGAUGGCUUUGAAGACCCUGCAACCUGACAGAGUUCGUUUUGGGGAUCCAUUUGGACUUGGAUUGUUGCUUGAGCUUCAACAACGGACAGUGCUGUUGGAGGAUAAACAGAAUUCAUUAAAUAGGGUUCAAGGAGAUACUGUAACACCUGUCAAUCAUUUCCACGAUAUCUCAUUCAAUACUAUGAAAGCAUCUCUGCCUGCUGUAAACAAGCAGGAAGAAGAACUGUCUUCUCCUAAUUAUAACUUUCACAUAUUCUACUAUAUUUGGUUUGGGAACCCACAGUUUGAUGGUAAAUAUAUUCAUUGGAACCACCCAUUGUUACCACAUUGGGAUCCCAAAAUUGCAAACAAUUAUCCAAAGGGAAGGCAUAAUCCUCCUGAGGACAUUGGGGCCAACUUUUAUCCUGAACUCGGAUCUUACAGUUCCAAAGACCCUUCUGUCAUAGAAGCCCACAUGAAACAAAUGUGUUCAGCUUCAACUGGUGUAUUAGUGCUUUCAUGGUACCCACCAGGUAUGGCUGAUGAAAAUGGAGAACCAACUGAUGAUUUAGUGCCUGUUAUUUUGGAUUAUGCACACAAAUAUAAUCUAAAGGUGACUUUUCAUAUUGAACCUUACAAAGACCGAGACGAUCGCAGUGUGUACCACAAUGUCAAAUACAUCAUUGACAAAUAUGGAGGCCAUUCAGCCUUUUACAGGUACAAGACCAGCACAGGCAGAUUUCUUCCCAUGUUUUAUAUUUAUGAUUCCUAUGUAACAAUUCCUGAAAUUUGGGCAAACCUACUAACUGUUUCUGGAUCCCAGAGUAUCCGAAACACUCCGUAUGAUGCGUUAUUCAUUGCACUUCUCGUAGAAGAAAGACAUAAGCAUGACAUCCACAGAAGUGGCUUUGAUGGGAUGUACACGUACUUUGCCACCAAUGGCUUCUCCUAUGGCUCAUCUCAUCGUAACUGGGCAAGUUUAAAAGCCUUUUGUGAUAGCAACAACUUAAUGUUCAUCCCAAGUGUGGGGCCAGGCUAUAUCGACACCAGUAUCCGGCCGUGGAACAACCACAACACACGGAACCGUGUCAAUGGCAAGUACUAUGAGACCGCCUUCAGCGCAGCCCUGUUGGUGCGGCCCGAAAUCAUUUCCAUCACAUCUUUUAAUGAAUGGCAUGAGGGAACUCAGAUUGAAAAGGCUGUCCCCAAGCAGACUGGGCAGGUGGUUUACCUUGACUAUAAGCCCUAUAAACCAAAUGUUUACUUACAGCUUACUCAGAAGUGGUCCGAGAAGUACAGAAGAGAACAAGAACAGUGGCUUAUGUGA
Messenger RNA from Indicator indicator, 1374 nucleotides. RefSeq names its product mannosidase endo-alpha (gene MANEA). Gene Ontology annotation, molecular function: alpha-mannosidase activity. The transcript has 4 exons. The record is from RefSeq and is a predicted model, not a curated record. Gene Ontology annotation, cellular component: Golgi apparatus. Lineage: Eukaryota; Metazoa; Chordata; Aves; Piciformes; Indicatoridae. The coding region runs from base 1 to 1374 and encodes 457 amino acids.